UAGACAAUUAUAGACUACUGACUACUGACUACUGAGUCGCAUUCACUGAGAAUACCGAAUUCUUUAUCGUCUGUGUGUGAAGGCUGGGUUUAUUUUAUUGAAGGUUAGUGAAUAUGGAUUUUGAUGAAUAUGAGUAUUUGGAGAAAAUGGUUGAGAAUCCUGAGCCUGAAAAAAUGAAGGAAAAUACUAGUGGUGGUGAUGGAGGUAUGAAAACUGAAGAGAAGGAGCAUAGCAGGAGUGCAAAGGAUAGGAGUCACAAGAAGAAAGGUAACAAUUACAAUGAUUCUCAUCGUUUUAAGCGCCAAAAAUCUGUAGAUGAAUCACAUGAUCACAACCAGGGGAAGGAGAGAGGCUCAUCUAGCCACCACUCAAGAUCUAGAGAUGGCGAAAGGGAUAGACAAAGGAGUGACAGGGAACAGAAGAAUAGGAAUAGAGAUUUGGAGAGGAGUAGGGAUAAGGAGGAGAGAAAUGGGAAGCACAAAGCUAGGGAUCAAGACCGUAAUGGGAGAGAUCAUGGCCAUGACCUUGAGAGAGACAAGGAAAGGGAGAGAGAGCAGUCACGGCGAAGUAGGAGUCAAUCAGAAAGGAAUCAAAGUGAUCAAGAUGAGAAGGACAGAGAGAGGAGUCAAGAAAAUGAGUUUAGAGAAAAAGAAAGGGAGAGAGAGUUUAGGGAGCACAACAGAGAAAGCAGAAGGCAAAAAGAGAAAAAGGAAGAAGUAUCAGUGCUGGAUGCUGAUCCGGAAAGGGAUCAGAGGACGGUAUUUGCUUAUCAGUUAUCUAUAAAGGCAAGUGAAAGAGAUGUAUACGAGUUCUUCUCCAAGGCUGGAAAGGUACGAGAUGUACGCCUCAUAAUGGAUAGAAUUUCAAGACGUUCCAAGGGGGUUGGCUACAUUGAGUUCUAUGAUGCGAUGUCAGUCCCUAUGGCAAUAGCACUCUGUGGGCAGCCUCUUCUUGGCCAACCAGUCAUGGUGAAACCAUCAGAAGCUGAAAAGAAUCUUGUGCAGUCAACUGCAUCUGCUGCUGGAGGAUCAGGUGGACAAUUUGGACCUUACUCUGGUGGUGCUAGAAGGUUAUAUGUUGGCAACCUACAUCACAACAUAACGGAAGAUCAACUUCGCCUGGUUUUUGAAGCUUUUGGUACAGUGGAGCUGGUGCAAUUACCUCUGGAUGAAACUGGACACUGCAAAGGUUAUGGUUUUGUCCAGUUUGCACGUCUUGAGGAUGCUAGGAAUGCACUAACCAUGAAUGGAGAGGUGCAGAUUGCUGGUCGCCCAAUUGAGGUGUCAACUGUUACUAACCAAGUUGGAAUGCAUGAUGAUGGGGCAAAUGCUGGUGAUCUUGAUGAUGAAGAAGGUGGUGGCUUGCCUCUGAAUUCACAUUCUCGAGCACUUCUCAUGCAAAAGUUGGAUCGAAGUGGCACGGCAUCCAGUAUUCCUGGUUUAGCUGGUGCACCUGUUAUGAGUAGCUCUGUUCCAACAGCUGCAAUCCUUAGUGCCACACCUGGGGUAUCUCAGCUGGUUCCUCCUAGCUUACAGGCUUUGUCUGGACUUAUGGCUGCAGGCUUCCAACUUCCUGCAAUUAAUGUUCCUACUAUCAAUACAAUUGGAGACCCAAGUGAGUGUCUGUUGUUGAAGAAUAUGUUUGAUCCAAAACUAGAGAUGGAGCCAGAUUUUGAUUUGGACAUUGGAGAAGAUGUCCGAGAAGAAUGUUCAAGAUUUGGAAAUCUGAAACACAUACAUGUAGACAAGGAGAGUGAUGGUUUUGUGUACUUGCGAUUUGAAAACACACAAGCUGCAGUAAGUGCUCAACGCAAUCUCCAUGGAAGAUGGUUUGCUGGGAAGAUGAUCACCGCAACAUUCAUGGUGCCCCAGACAUACAAGUCUAAGUUCCCCGACUGCAGUACAUAGGACUUCUGCUUAAUAGGUAGGUGUAACGCUUUUCCUUUUUGAUUGGCAAAUUUGUCAGUAUAUAAUUAUAUUUAGUUAUUCAGGAGAUUUUAACCGUACCCUUAACACCAGAAUCAAGGUUUGUGAAUUCUGUAAUCCUCGUGGGUUUGGUGAGUGGGUAUCAACUCAACUUUAAAAUUUUACCGUGCAAUGUUCUAGUCGAAUGUUCUACUUCUAGUUAAGAGAUAAAAAGUAAGAAAAUUUGCCCUGUAUUUUAUUAUAUUAUCUUUUGUUUCUUUAUUCAUACUUUUUUUUUUUGGCCUGCUUUUUUCAUCCCUAGUAUGGGUAUUUUUAGGACGCUGAUUUCUGGAGCGAAAAAGGGCGAGCCGAAAUGGAGCCUUGCGAGGGUUUUAAAUAAGAAUGUUCUGACUUUUGAGUAUGGGUGAGCAUUUUGUUCACAAGUUGGAUAUAAAAUAUAUUUAGUAUUUGAUUUAAAAAAUUUUUAGUAUAGUUUUUUAAACUUAGUAUCUACUUAAAUAUUUGAUAUUUAACUUAACAGGUACUGUUAAUUUGCCGGUAAAUAUUUAUAUAUACUUGAUUUAAGGAAAGAAAAGAUUUAAUACAAAAUGCUAUUGUGA
Messenger RNA from Rubroshorea leprosula, 2524 nucleotides. The record is from the annotation of a GenBank genome assembly. NCBI's taxonomy places the organism in Eukaryota, Viridiplantae, Streptophyta, Magnoliopsida, Malvales, Dipterocarpaceae.